Beta vulgaris subsp. vulgaris (sugar beet) is the source of this 1239-nucleotide messenger RNA. Its product is annotated as tRNA (guanine-N(7)-)-methyltransferase. The record is from RefSeq and is a predicted model, not a curated record. The transcript has 2 exons. Gene Ontology annotation, biological process: RNA (guanine-N7)-methylation; tRNA methylation. Gene Ontology annotation, molecular function: tRNA (guanine(46)-N7)-methyltransferase activity. Gene Ontology annotation, cellular component: tRNA methyltransferase complex. Lineage: Eukaryota; Viridiplantae; Streptophyta; Magnoliopsida; Caryophyllales; Amaranthaceae. The coding region runs from base 289 to 1047 and encodes 252 amino acids.
UAUAUUUUCGGGCAUUUCGCAUAAUAAAAAUCUUAAACUGCAUAGGUAUAAGCUAAAGCUAUAGCCGCUAUAGGCGAGUAACACUCCAAAAGGCGCUCACGGUGACGCUCACGGUGCCGGUGACCAACUCAUACGCAAAUUCAAUUCCUUUAGAACCACUCGAACCUCUCAUAAGUCAUACGCAAAUUCGUCACUCAUACGCUAAUUCCAAAGCUCGAAUUGCAGAAGCUCGUUCCAGACUUUUUGAAGCAUCAAGUCUGAAUCAGCCAGCCAUUCUGUGCAAGAAGCAUGACGGGUAGCAAGGUGAACCCAACUAAAAACAAGUCAACAGGUUUACCUCGGAAGCGAUUUUACCGAGCUCGAGCCCAUAGUAAUCCGUUAAGUGAUUCUCACUUCCCUGUUCCACUUUCACCUCACCAUGUUGACUAUUCACUUCAUUUUCCGCAAAUCUUCCCUUCACCUGACCGAUCUGUAGAUGCAAGAAAGAUUGAGUUUGCCGACAUAGGUUGUGGUUUUGGAGGUCUUCUCAUUAGCCUUGCAACUCUGUUUCCUGAAAAGCUAAUGAUAGGGAUGGAGAUCCGGGAUAAGGUGACUGAGUAUGUCAAGGAACGGAUUUUGGGGUUGAGGAAAACAAACCCAGAUCAAUACCAAAACAUCUCUGUGGUUCGAACCAAUUCCAUGAAAUACAUUCCAAAUUAUUUCGAAAAGGGUCAACUAUCAAAGAUGUUCUUCUUGUUUCCAGACCCACACUUCAAAGAGAAGAAUCAUCGUCGUAGAGUUAUUAGCCCAUUCUUGCUAGAUGAAUAUGCUUAUGUACUCCGGGAAGGGGGGAUUAUCUACACCAUGACGGAUGUUGAGGAGCUGGGAGUGUGGAUGAAGACGUGUCUUGAGAACCAUCCCAUGUUUGAGGCUUUCACAGAAGAAGAACUUGAAGCAGAUCCAGUUGUUAAGCUCUUGGAGUCUGCUACCGAGGAAGGGCAGAAGGUCGCGAGGAAUGGGGGGCAGACUUUUCAAGCAGUGUUCAGACGGACAUCUUUGCCUGCUUAGUGCUUAGUGCUUAGUGCUUAGUGCUUAGUAGUCUAUAACUUUGUAAUAGUUCGAUUUUUGCAUCAACUAGGCUAGGAGUAAUUCAGUAUUGGAUAUUUUUAUAUCACCUCUGCUAAUUUGCAAAAUUUUGUUUGUUACAAUUGUACUUUUGUCAUAUUUAAGAUAGAGGUCUAAUUCAAAUACUUAUGAUAA